Messenger RNA from Sardina pilchardus (European sardine), 1428 nucleotides. Its product is annotated as alpha-(1,3)-fucosyltransferase 7-like. Gene Ontology annotation, molecular function: alpha-(1->3)-fucosyltransferase activity. The coding region runs from base 1 to 1428 and encodes 475 amino acids. NCBI's taxonomy places the organism in Eukaryota, Metazoa, Chordata, Actinopteri, Clupeiformes, Clupeidae. The record is from RefSeq and is a predicted model, not a curated record. The transcript has 3 exons. Gene Ontology annotation, cellular component: membrane.
AUGAUUACCAGCUUCCAUCAGGAUGAGAUGCAAACUGCAGAGGUGUGGCGGAGGGGCCACAAUGAGAGGAUUUGCCUUUUCAAUGCGUUCAUUCUGUACAAAGCCAUGAACCCCCAAGGAGAGCAUAGGAAAUUCCUCCCAUUUAUGCUCAGUGUGGUGAAGUCGUUGACUACCCUUAGACAUGCCAGGGCCGAGGAGGAGGCAAGAGGUGAGGAGGAGGCAGGAGGUGAGGAGGAGACCGGGGGUGAAGAUGUAGGUGAUGAGGAGGAGGUGGACAGUGGUAAGCAGAACAAAGACCCAAGGGCCCCAAGAAGUGACCCUCAGAGUAGGUUGACUGGUGGCAUUGGUGAUCAUGUGAUGGCAAAGCAAGACAAAUGUGAACAAGGCAACAAUACCAAACGUCUGAACAAGCAAAUCCUCGCCAUUAUUGCUGUUGGUAUCGUUAUUCUUGUCAUGCAGUAUUCCAUAUGGCCAACAUUACAAAGCUCUCCCACACUAAAACCCAUCAAGAACACUGUCAUUGUGCUGUGGUACUGGCCCUUUAGGCAAUCGGUCAGUCUAACUAAUAACUACUGCAUGGAUAACUAUGGCAUUCCCAACUGCGACGUAGUGGACAAUCAGUCCUGGUUCCCCAAAGCAGAUCUGGUGGUGUUCCACAACCGUGAGUUGGUCAACGGGCAGCGGAGGUUACCCCUGAAUCUGCCUCGGCCAAAAACCCAGAUGUGGGUCUGGCUAUCCUUGGAGAGUCCUCCACAUAAUGGGAAUAUGAGACCCCUUGCCGGCCUCUUCAACUACACCAUGUGUUAUCGCCGGGACUCGGACAUUUACUCGCCGUAUGGGUGGCUUGUGCCAAGCAAAGCUCCGAAAGGCACAACCGUUGAGGACAUUAUACCAAAGGGCAAAACUGCUCUGGCCUGUUGGGUGGUGAGCAACUACCAGACUGGACAAAAGAGGACACAAGUGUAUAACAAGCUGAAGGAUGUCAUCCCAGUGGAUGUGUAUGGAGGUGCAACAAAUAAACGUAUCUCUAGAGAUGGUCUCCUAUCCACAAUAUCUCGGUACUAUUUCUACCUCUCCUUUGAGAACACCAUUGCUACAGACUACUUCACGGAGAAAGUUUGGAGGAACGCCUUGGAGGGUGGAGCCAUACCGGUGGUUUUAGGUCCGCCGCGGGAACAAUACGAGGCGGUCUUGCCAAAGAACUCCUUCAUCCAUGUGGACGACUUCAGCACAGUAGAGGAACUGGGCAUCUUCAUGAAGGCUCUGGCUGUGGAUAAAGAGCGCUACGCUUCCUACUUUGCCUGGCGUCUGAACUACACUGUUGCUAAUACAGGAUGGGCGGAGUCACUGUGCAGGAUCUGUCCAAUUUUUAGCAGUUUGCCCACAUCAAAGAUAUAUACGGACUUACAUGGCUGGGAUUGGCAAUGA